UAUUCGGCUAACUCCGCUUCGAGGGAAGACUCAUCGAGUGGUCACCGUGUAACUCUUAAAAUGCCAGGGACAAUUGUCAAUUACGCUUAGUGCCAUGGACGAGUUCGAUCGUGUUCUUGAUGCUCUGCUAGAUACAGUCACCCCAGAUAAUGUGCCAGAAGAUACAAUUCUCGCUCUCAACUUACUGGUAUCUCAUACUGUCGUAGCAGCUCUCGACCUUCUAGAUAAGAAGUGCGUGACGAGAUAUGACACACCAGGGGGACGUAAAGCCUACAUCGUGUCCGGCAGCACCGACUCGUACGCCGUGGAAAUAGACGUAUUCAGGAACACACCACCAUCUGCGCUCGAAAACGAUUCAUAUACUACGACCGAAAGCCGAUUAUUCAGAACCCCUCGUCAUUUCUGCACGUGUCCUGCGUUUGCUUACACCGUUCUCCUUCGAAGCCCAAGGUCACCUCUGGAUGAUGAAGAGGAAGAGCUUUCACCUUUGGUGUGCAAGCACGUUCUUGCCGUCCUGCUGGCAUCGCGGCUACAUAAGUGGACCCACUGGUUUUCGAAUCAUUUCACAAAUCUGUGGUCAUAUCGACAAGUCGUGAAAUGUAUAUGGGUGGAUAAAAUAACGAAAAAAAUUAUACUCGUAAGGCUAAAACUGUGCCCACGUGGAGUGGAGGGUGCAACAACGGCCAGGGCCAAUAAGGCACGAUGGUAUCUGAAUGGAGGAGUAAAGUAAAUGGGAGAUACAUAUGAAGCUGUAUCUAAAGCGUUUUCG
This is a messenger RNA of Cantharellus anzutake, 769 nucleotides long. RefSeq lists its product as uncharacterized. Gene Ontology annotation, molecular function: zinc ion binding. The coding region runs from base 95 to 730 and encodes 211 amino acids. Gene Ontology annotation, biological process: double-strand break repair via homologous recombination. Gene Ontology annotation, cellular component: Shu complex. The record is from RefSeq and is a predicted model, not a curated record. NCBI's taxonomy places the organism in Eukaryota, Fungi, Basidiomycota, Agaricomycetes, Cantharellales, Hydnaceae. The transcript is spliced from 5 exons.